Molecule: messenger RNA, 5985 nt
Organism: Strongylocentrotus purpuratus (purple sea urchin)
Lineage: Eukaryota; Metazoa; Echinodermata; Echinoidea; Camarodonta; Strongylocentrotidae
Gene: slc9a8
Product: sodium/hydrogen exchanger 8
Exons: 15
Coding region: 158-2053 (631 amino acids)
Biological process (GO): regulation of pH; sodium ion transport; proton transmembrane transport
Cellular component (GO): Golgi apparatus; membrane
Molecular function (GO): sodium:proton antiporter activity
Source: RefSeq, a predicted model, not a curated record
UGUUAAUUACGUAAUGCACUGCUGCACACUGCGCAUCGACACUGUUUAUCUAACUUAGAUCUAGAAUCUACAGGACAUUGUUGCCAUAAUUUCACAUUCAGAAGCUGAAGUAUCAUAUUUGUAGCACAUCCAAAAUUAUUUUCUUUAGAAUCACGGAAUGAAUGUGAGGAUGACCAAGAAUACCGAGAUGAAACGUUUUGGUGUCAUCUUGUUCGCAGUGUUGUUUGCCGGAUUACUGACUGUGUCCUACGGGGAAGCUACGGGACCGGGGCAAGAAACAACUGGGCCAGUGCCCGAGACAGCGAGGGUUACACCUGGUGAACAACAAGACGCUUCUAUUUCGUCUGGAUAUGAUGGCGGUGGCGAUGAUUUACGCAGGUCUAAUGAAACAACUAGUACAACCCAUGUACCAACCACAACAAAGAAGAUAACAGAACCGGCUGAUGAACAGUUACCAGAAAUAGGCUCUGCUGAGGAAGAACAUUCCUCUAGCUUAGCUCUCUUCUUUAUCCUGGGUAUCAUAGGUGUGUGUAUCCUGUUAACUCAUCUUGUGAUCAAACUCAAGUUCCAUUAUCUUCCUGAGAGCGUUGCCAUAGUUUGUCUUGGUGUCCUCGUUGGUCUUGUUAUCCUUGCUCUCAAACACACAAAGCUUAGCAACCAUGAUUUCACGCAAGAUGAAAUCCUGGAUCCUACAACAUUCUUUUUGGUUCUUCUCCCUCCCAUCAUAUUUGAAUCUGGAUAUUCCUUACACAAGGGUAAUUUCUUCCAGAACAUUGGUUCUAUCUUAGUGUUUGCUAUCUUUGGUACCAUCAUCUCAACUCUCAUCGUAGGAGGGGGUGUCUAUCUUCUUGGGCAGGCCAAGGUAGCAUAUGAGUUGACCUUGGUAGAAAGCUUUGCGUUUGGUUCCCUCAUCUCAGCAGUGGACCCCGUAGCAACCAUCGCUAUCUUCUCAGCUCUAGAUGUUCAUCCGUUACUCAACAUGUUGGUCUUUGGGGAGAGUAUCCUCAACGAUGCAGUCUCAAUUGUACUCUCAAAUACCGUGAUAGCCCUUGACUCUCCCGAGAUGGCUGAUGUAUCAGCCCUCCAUGCCCUUGGUUAUGCCGUGGGUUCAUUCUGUGUCAUGUUAUUUGGUUCAUCUCUACUAGGCAUCGCCCUUGGUCUCAUCAGUGCUCUCUUAUUGAAGCAUGUUGAUCUGAGGAACACGCCAUCACUUGAGUUUGGUCUCAUGCUCAUCUUUGCUUAUCUACCCUACGCCCUUGCAGAGGGAAUCAAGCUAUCAGGCAUUAUGGCUAUCCUAUUCUGUGGUAUUGUGAUGUCUCAUUACACUCAUUACAACCUAUCACCAGUAACUCAAAUCAAUAUGCAACACUCCUUCAGAACCAUGGCUUUCUUAGCAGAAACGUGUGUAUUCAUGUACCUGGGGUUGGCCAUUCCUAGCUUCAAUCACAGAUUUGAACCAGCCUUAGUUCUGUGGAGCAUAGUGCUUAUUCUGGUUGGGCGAGCCUUCAAUACAUUUCCUUUGUCUUUCAUCUGUAACAAAUUUAGAGAGCAUAAAAUCACUUUUAAAAUGCAGUUUGUGAUGUGGUUUAGUGGUCUAAGAGGAGCCAUUGCAUAUGCACUCAGCAUGCAUCUAGAGUUUGGUAAUGACACCAGACAUGUUCUCGUCACCACCACGCUGGUUAUAGUCUUAUUCACUGUCAUAGGGUUUGGAGGAUCAACUCUACCACUCUUAAAGUGUAUUGGAGCAGAUAACGGAAAAUCUAAGAAGGAAAUCUCACUCAGCAAAACAGAAGAGAUGGGCAGUGCAUUAGAUGCUGAACAUCUCUCUGAGCUAACUGAAGAAGAAUAUGAAGUGAAUUACAUCAGACCAGGUCUCAAAGGCUUCCUGAGAUGGGACACCAAGUACUUAACACCAUUCUUUACUAGGAGACUCACUAAUAAGGAAAUCACUGAUGGGCGGUUCCAGAUGCGACAGUUGACCAAUCGUUGGUACUCUGAGGUGCGUGGCCCCGUCUCUGAUACAGACGAUGAAACAGAACUUAUUGGGAACUGAUGAAAUGGAAUGAUGCCUGAAGACAAUGAUUUCCCUGUGUGUAAACAUCUCUACAGUGGAACGCUUUGUGUAUUAAAAGAGAUCACAAACUUAUGUGCAAAGAGGGAUUGCGUCUCCAAGGAAGGUCAAAGGUCAUACCAGUUCACAAAGGUAUCCAAAGUUAUGCACUCAUCUAGACGAAGACCAUGAUAAACGAUUGCAUUCACUUGUUCAAGUGAUUGCAUUUCAAUAGUCCGAAUGCAGGUUGUAUACAUUAGUUGUUGCCAUGCUGGGCAAGUCUCUGGAAAGCCUUAUGAUUAUUACUAAUAAACCUGUACAUUGAAAUAUGCAUUAAUUACAUGUGAAGUGGUUUAAAGAUCCCAAUCACAACUAUGAUUAAAACCUCUUGCAUGGAACAAUAUUGCAGCAAAAUGUCGCUGAAAAACUAAAGAAAAUCCGUUUAUAUAUAUCCCCACACAUACAUAUUUAUUUUAUUUAAUAGCUAAGAGAACUAAGGUAUGGAAUUGUUAUAAAGGAGCCAUGAUAUGUUUUUCAUUUCAUAAUUAAGGGAAGAGGUCUGCUAGGCCUGCUGUUUUAGACCAAAAAUAAUCUCUCUGUUCUCACUUCAGAGAAAGCGUGACCUAGCGUACUGGAUUUCUUGUAAUGAGAACGGGGUCAUUGUGUUGAUGAUAUACGUGUUAAUUAAAUAAUUUUGGUCUUUUUAAGGAUUGAUAUCGAUGCUGCAACAAAUUAUGAAUAGUUUAAAUAUUUAAAUUGACUGAUGUAAUAAUGUACUUUUUUUUCGCUUCGUUUUAUCCGUCUAAAUGUUGUCUGUGUGUGUGAUCAAAAUGUUUUCAUUUCAAGAUACCCUUCUCUCUCUUUGUUUUUAUGAAAUUUAUAUUAAGACUAUAUGGUGCAUACAAAAUCAUAAAGGUAUUCAUAGGUUGUGUAAUUUGAUAAUUUGUAACUAUUUCAAAAAAGGGAUUACUUAUAUAUGCAGUGAAAUCCAGUAGUUUCUGUUUUGUCAAGCUCUUCUCGUAAGUUGCAUUUUCAGGUGUAUAUUUUUCUUUGUGUUCAUUGUGAAGAAAUUAUUUGCAGGGUUCGAGAUUUAUAUGCAGUAGUAAUAUAGUACUAAGGUAAAUAGUACUUUAUUUGAAUAUUUCCUCUUGUUUUACCAUAUUUCCUCCUGUUUUACCAUUUUUGGAAGUUUUAUCUCAUCUGAAUGCAUGCAUUUUGUUUGUUUCUGUGUUUAGUUGUCAAAAUCAGAUAUACAUGUAUUUCAAACUACACUCUCCUGGAACAAGAUUUCUACUUGCAUUCGUGAGAACGAUAACAUUUUACAUCUGUUCUCCAGAUAUAUUAUGAAAAACUUUUUUGUGAAUCUAAAUUUUUUGGAGUUUCAUGUCCCAUGGAUCAUGUGGCAUAGUUUCAUAAUCAUGCCUGUUGUGCUAUAUGUAUAUGUGUGUCUUAGUUUGGUUGGAUUGUCUUGGUACAAACCAAGGCAGGUAGUGGGCGUGGCAUUCAUGACAUCACAGACCACAUCAAAUGUAUCAUUAAUCACUUUCUAAUUGUGUAAUUCAUCAGAAAGGUGUCAACUCUGCUAAAUUAUACGACUUGAUGACCAUCUGACUCUGAGAAGAUGUGUCUAAUCUCCCCUUCUGUAAUAAAUAUGUAGUACAAUCUACAUUACACAUGGUACUGUAUAAUAGAGUUUUGUAUUAAUAUUUCUUUUUCACAUCUAUUUUUCUUAUAUAAGCAUUUCGUUGUGUGGCUAUCAGAUGGAUGUAAGCAUUUUGCGCUGUUUAGCUAAACAGAAUGUUGUUAGCAUAAAAAUGCCUUUAGCUGGUAAAUGGUAAUAUUAGAUUUGUACAUCUUCUUAUAAGCCUGCUCGGUGCCAUUGAUGAGUUCAUCAUUACUUUACAGACAUUUUUAUCAGGCAUUUAAGAUGUAUUAAGACAUUACUUGAAUGCCCCCCCCCCCCCUCCCUCUCCUUUCUACUUUAGUUGAAGUUCAGGUAUCAGACCGUGAACAAAUUAAUUGUACUAGAAUCGUGAACCUCUUUAUAUAUAUAUAUUCUUGUAUCACACUCAAAGCCAUCCAAUACUAUAUGAAUAUUGAUCACAGAUAGUAAUAUUUUAGGAUGGGUCAAGGAUUUUUGUAUCACCUUUAUUUGUAUUUACCUUGUUAUUUAUUCACUAUUUGUUUAUAUUAUUUGAUGACAGUCUGUAAAGGUUUUCAUGCAAUCUGAAAUCUUUAUUUUGUUUAUAUGAUAUAUUGAUUUGAUACAUACUGGUAAUACUAAUGUCAACUAAGACAAGUUAUACAACUCAAAAAGUUUAGAAUGUUCUGACAGUUAAUCUUAGACUUAGAGUUGCCAAAUUACAAAGUAACUUUAACUUUAGAAAUCUGUUUAGAUUAUGAUUAUAUUACAGUUUGAAAUUGACCCUGAUGAGUAUUAUCAUUUGUCAAUUUCACUAUCUCAAGUAACAUCUUGAUGUUGUUUGUUUGUUUUAAUUCUGCGCUUUCAAAAUAGAACAUAAUCAUAUACAUAAAGUAACAAUUAUUUCUUUAUUAUACAUAAUUAUAAAUUUGUAAGUACAUUAAAUAAGAUGCAUACAAACACAAAUAUUUUUCUAUGAAAAAAGAUAAAUUACAGAAAAUGCGCAGCCGACUGUAAACCCUGGUCUUGAUAGUUAUCAACCCAAGCAUUCCUCAAAUAGACAAAAUAAUUUGUAGUUAGCAGUUGGUACAAAUGAUCCCAAAUUUCCACUCAUUUUUUAAACAAUGGAGAAAUCCUGCUUCAGCAUUUUAGCGUAAUCACUCUUAAAGUGAUAUAGGAGCUACAUGGUUAGCUUUUAUAUCUCCUCUUGAAAAUUAUAUUCCCACCUUUGUAUCAUGGAGUGUAGCCUACUGUUGAUACAUGAGUUAAUUAUAAUUACAAAUAUGUCAUGAUCAUGUAUCCAGUAUUUUCUCUUUGUGGGUUUUUACAGUUUUCCAACAUAAUUAAUGAUCUUUAUCUGCUCAAGUGCAAAUUGUAACUUCGACCUGGCAUAUAGAUUUAUGAUUUUUUAGUUUGUGACUUUUGUAGUCACAACAUCUGAAAUGACAUAUUGAAAGCAAAUACAGAUCUCAGCUGCUGUUGAAAGUAUUUUUGUUUCCAGCUUAUCAAAUGAUUAAUAUCGUCUUAAAACUUUUAUACAAUUAUUUUGAUCUUUUAAUUUUUUAUCAAUUCUUCAUUUGAUUUUAUGAUUUGACUAACCAACCAUUAUUUUUUUUUUUUUUCAUAAACUUCUUUAUUUAUAUUUUCGUGUGUUUCUUUCCAGCAUUAUUAAUAUCCGUCAGUGAAUCAUAUUAGUAGUAUUGUAUUGUAUAUAUAUUCUUAUGUAAUAAUUAUGAUGAAAAUAGAGGUUAAGACAGGAUAUCAUCACCUUCAUCCCUGUAGUAGAGUACGCGGCUUUUUCUUUUCUGAUGCAUUUUAUAUACUUUUCAGCUCAAAUGAUUUCAAUGUCUGUGUAGAUUAUUACUUCUUUGCAUGGUAAAAUGUAAAAACAUGGAUUGUUUUCUAUCAGAAUGUAAUAUAUUUUACAGACGUAACAAGUUGCGGGUGAUAAAUUCUUGAAGCAAUAGAGGGUUUUUCUUCAAGAAAUAGAUAACAACAGAUCUAAAACAAAAUAAUGAAUUAACAAUUUACUAAUUAUUUGAAACCUAAAAAGAGUGAAAUGAGUUGGUUUGUAAUGUUUGGUUCCACUCUGCUUUGUUUAUUGUUCAUUGAUCCGAGUUUGAUUUUCAAUGCAUGGUGCAAUAGCUUGAGGGUCAGUUGCUAAGUAGAAAAUGCUGCUCUUUCACCGAGAGAUUUAUUAAAUGUACUAAAUGUAUGUGUAUAUACGUAUUUAACACAGAGCAAAAGGAUGCAUUAUGUUGUUCAUGAAGAAAUAAAGAGAAUUACUACUUUA